UCCAGUGCUGCUAAAAUUUUGAAGACAGUUUACAUUGGAUACGGUGGUUGUCAGACUCAGAGACCCCAACCAUCCGCGAUGAGUGAGCAACUAAAAUUUAUUGUCCAGGAGCUGUCCAAGCCGCCUUUCAGUAAAUCCUACAAUUUGAUCAGCUUUGAUUCUCUUGAACCCAUCCAGCUGCUACAGAUUCUGACCGAUGUCCUUGCUGAAGUUGAUCCAAAGCAAAAAAUUGAUGUGCGUGAAGAGAGCGCUGACCAAACUGCCAUUCGAAUCUUCAGCAUCUUGAGGAUCCUCAAGUACAAGCCACCGACCGAUUCUUCAAACUUGAGUUUAUUCCGCCAAGGUCUGGUCACAGGCGAGAAGAUUGUUAUUUAUCCUAUCUUAGAAUGGCUCUUCCACCGGAUGGCCGAUCUAAAGAAGAGGGCCUAUCUGGCGCGCUAUCUUGUCAAGGUGGAGGUACCUCCAGACUUCCUGGCUGAUGAGGAAGUGCAGGGCUUAUAUGCACAGUACGAUGAAUUGGUGGAACAAUUCAAAGAGCUUCACAAGUCCCACGAGCAGCUCAAGCACAGUGGCUUCACCACCACCGAUAUCAGACGGGAUAUCUCCUCCAUGGAAGACGAGAAGGAACAACUUAAUAAACGAGUUGAGAGGUUACGUCGCAAGGUUGAAUCUCACCAAAAGAGUGGCCCAAUGCUAAAUGUUGCCCGCAGCCUUCGUUUGGAACGAGAUCGAGAAACGAGUCUGACCGCUCAGAAACAGGAACAGAAGAACACUAUCACCCACUUUGAUCAGCGGAUCAGCCGUCUGCAGAAUCAACUGAAGGAUGUCAGGGCGUCUGCUGUCGGGGCAACACCGGAAGGACUGCUACAGAGACUGGAAGAGGAGGUCAAAACAAAUAAUUACAUCGUCACUGAGCAGCUACCAAAACAGAUCUCCAAUCGUAAGAAGGCUGUGACUGAUCUGCAGAAAGUUGUCUCGGAGCCUGCGAUGGGGCAGAGUGACCUUGAUGUUCUCAUUGAGAAGAUUCGUCAAAUGAAUUCAGAGAUUAAUCAACUCAUCGAAAAGCGAAUGAUGAGCACCGAUCCGACCGAUGAUAAACUGUCGCUCUUCAGACAACAGGCUGCGAUUAUCACACGGAAGAAAGAGGGAGCUGCUGAGACACUUCAAGAAAUUCGUGAGGAUUUGGUGAAAUGUGAGCUGGAGUUUGAAGAGAAACGAUCUGUGUUGAAGGAGACCGACGGGGGCGAGGUCCUCAAGGGAGAUGAGUUCAAGCGCUACGUGAAUAAGCUACGCAGCAAGAGCACCAUCUAUAAGAAGAAGAGGCAGGAGAUCCACGAGCUGCGAGCGGAGCAUGGCGUCCUCUCAAGGACCGAGGAGAUCUUAAAACAGAGAGAUGAUCAUAUGAACAGACAUAUGUCUGCUCUAGAAACAAAGAAAGGUGUCUCUGGAUAUCGUGAGACACAGGACGAACUUGAAAAAGUGUCAAGCGUCAAGAGUGAGCUCGAUGAACUGAAGGGCAAGACUUUGGAUGAUAUCUCUGAGAUGGUCCAGCGGCUCCAUAUGAGGAUUGCGGACAAGAAGUCAUCAUUGGCACCAAUCAUCAAAGAGCUGAGACCCAUGAGACAGAAAGCUCAGGAACUUUCUGUGAAACACGAAGACAAGAAAGCACACUAUGACUCGACAGCAGCGGGUCUCGAGACAAACCGCUCCAAACUUGAACAGGAGGUGCGUGGAUAUCGGGAGGAAUGCAUGGCCGAGGAGUCACGACAUCAUUAUCUCAACUGCAUGAAGAAGAUUCUGGAGGUGCAGCACCAGAGGAUAUCAGACGAGAUGAAGGCCUAUGUAUCGUCGGAUCCUGCCGAAAGGAAGAAAUCUUUCAGAGAACUCUACACGAAGAAGAUUCAAGAGCAAGAAAACAUGGGCAAAGGUCUCCGCGAAAAACAGAAAGCCGUCCGAGAAAAUCACGGGCCGAGCAUGCGUCAAAUGAAAAUGUGGAAAGAUUUCGAACGUCUGAUGGAGAUGAAGCAGCAGUGUGCGAUGCAGCGUAACCAGGAUCAGAUGGGGAUGCAGGGAGGUGGGAACACAAUGGCAGCGAUGUAUGACGAUGGACCGCAACAGAUGGAGGGAGACGUGUUCGUCCUGUAAAUGACUUAUUUUGACCUGAACAAUUCAAUUCGUCCCUUUAAAAUUUCUUACUGUCGGAAAGACUAUCAGGGAGAUGCGGUUGGUUUGUUACAUCACAACUGAAGUGCAAAUCAUGCCUGGGACUGUAGAAGAGCUGGUUAGCCCUGCAAUUCAGUGAGGGGUCACCUUCAUGACCCUCAGUCAGGCCUUCAGGACUUUGCCAUUAACACUUAAGUCCUUUCUCAUAAAGAUGGGGUUAUGUACCAUGUUGAUUUUGCAUCGAAUUCACAGGUCCACAUUUUGAGACAGAAUAUGUCUCAUUUGAUAGAUAGACAUCAAGCACUUCUCCUUCCACCGUGUUAUACAUCUUGUAUGUCAAGUGUCUUCAUAUCAGAUAUCCGUCCGUUGUACAAGCUUUGCACAAUAUUGAACUAUCUUCAAACUUGUUUUUGAAAAACUGGAAAAACAUGUUUAGAUUUUGUAUGAUGUAAGCUUAUGUACUUAAUGUAUAUUGAAUAAAGUUUAUUUAG
Messenger RNA from Lineus longissimus, 2654 nucleotides. Its product is annotated as intraflagellar transport protein 81 homolog. Bases 79 to 2145 code for a protein of 688 amino acids. The record is from RefSeq and is a predicted model, not a curated record. Gene Ontology annotation, biological process: intraciliary transport; cilium assembly. Gene Ontology annotation, cellular component: intraciliary transport particle B; centrosome; cilium. The transcript has 12 exons. Lineage: Eukaryota; Metazoa; Nemertea; Pilidiophora; Heteronemertea; Lineidae. Gene Ontology annotation, molecular function: tubulin binding.